Pan troglodytes (chimpanzee) is the source of this 408-nucleotide messenger RNA. Its product is annotated as small ribosomal subunit protein uS14-like. NCBI's taxonomy places the organism in Eukaryota, Metazoa, Chordata, Mammalia, Primates, Hominidae. Gene Ontology annotation, cellular component: cytosolic small ribosomal subunit. The coding region runs from base 107 to 277 and encodes 56 amino acids. The transcript has a single exon. The record is from RefSeq and is a predicted model, not a curated record. Gene Ontology annotation, biological process: cytoplasmic translation. Gene Ontology annotation, molecular function: zinc ion binding; structural constituent of ribosome.
CCCUUGCUGAGCUUCUUAGGAAAAAAAAAAGAUGCUUUAUGUGUCAAAUAUAGGCUAUGUUAAAUCAUAGCAAAGCCUUUUGCCUCAUUGCACUCCCGAAAGCAAGAUGGGUCACCAGCAGCCCUACUGGAGCCACCCACGGAAGCUGGGCCAGGGUUCUCACUCUCUUCACAUCUGCCCAAACCAGCAUAGUCUGAUCUGGAAACACGGCCUCAAUAUGUGCCGCCGAUGUUUCCAUCAGUAUGCAAAGGACGUAGGUUUCAUUGAGUUGGACUAAGUGAUCUUCCUUGAAUGGAUUAUCCAAGGCAUCCACCCAAUGAAAGAAACCAUGUUAGUUCUUUGUACAUAAAAUAAACAUUUUUUAAAAACGAAAUAAAUAAGUCAUAUCAAAAAUUCCACCUUAAUAUA